AAAUUUGCUGUCUGGCUGGUUUGGCUGUGUGUGCGCUGGUUGGCCCACUGUGCAAUUUUAACAAGGAAAAAACGGGUCUUCGCAGAUUAUUUAGGUGGCAGCAGGAGAAUUGGUACGGCCACUCUCGAAAAUCGAAGGUGGAAAAAUGUAUUAAUCCGCGCCCGUGUGUGAUAUUUCUCGGUUCGUCGCGAGUUUGCCGUGGCCAGAGUUUUUGAAUCCGGAAGCCUUGUGCGUGUGGAAUUCGGGGGUGCGUUCCAGCGCCGUGGCCGUCGUCUUUUUCUCCCCACUUUUCUGGGGCCGUGCUGCACAGUGAAAACGCGAAGAAAAUCGUCGUCGUCGUCGUCGUGACCCGCAACACUCUUCUUUCCCCUCUUUCUUUUUCUCGUGUGCAUCAUCAUCAUCAUCAUCAUCAGCAGCAGCAGCUCCAUCUCUCACUCCAAGUGGAGAGUCUCCCCCCGCGCGUUCCGUUUCCACCCGCUGCGGGGUCUUUCCCUGCUCUUCCCCACCCCACGCCUCUCUUUCAUCACCCAACUUGCCGGAGUCGUCAUCACAUCACGGCAGUGUGUUACUCACCGAAGGAGGAAAAAAAAGUAGAAACGAGUGAAAAAAAAUCUGCCCGUGGCAACUCCUCCGGUGGCCGCGAAACGUCGCGCGGCGUGAAAGGGGUUUCGGACACAGUCUCGUGCGAGUUCCGGACCGUCGCGUGAAUCUGCCGGAGAUUGAAAACAAACCAGCUGAUUUGGCAGGAGGAGAUCACUUGGAAGGGGAGCAGGAGCAGGUCGGCAGGAAGCUGCUGCCGCUGGUGUCCACGGCUGGAACCAUGGAAAUUCUGUCGCAAUCGCUCACGAACGGACUGACCACGACGACGCCCCGCAAGAAGGAUAUCGAUCCGAAGGAGAAUCUCUGGUCGGCCAUCCUCAGCGAAGUACAAACCCAGAGCAGUACCAAACUUCCCUCGAACAAAUCCGUGCUGGUGCUCGGGGACAAUGCCAGCGGCAAGACGACACUGAUCGCGAAGCUGCAGGGCGUCGAAGACCCGAAGAAGGGCUCCGGCCUCGAAUACGCGUACAUUGACGUGCGGGACGAGUACCGAGACGAUGUCACCCGCCUGGGCGUGUGGAUAUUGGACGGCGAUCCCGGCCACAACAACCUGCUCAAGUACGCGCUCAACGAGUCCAACUACGCACACACCCUGGUCAUUCUGACGCUAUCGAUGACGACACCGUGGAGCUGGGUGGAACAGCUGCAGCACUGGAUCAAGAUACUGGAGCAUCACAUAGCGGAGCUGAAAAUCGAGCCCGAGGAAAAAUCGCAAUGCCGCCAGCGGCUGGUGACCGUCUGGCAGAGCUACUGCGACACGAUCGACGAGCUGGACCCGGGCUCGCCGAUCAAGCGCACCAACCGUCUCUCGUCGGUGGAUGACGACCUGGACGCGCUGCCCCUGCCCGAAGGUGUACUAACGACCAACUUGGGCUUAGAUGUAGUAGUUGUUGUAACGAAAACCGACUACAUGACCACACUGGAAAAGGAGCUCGACUACCGGGAUGAGCAUUUCGACUUUAUGCAGCAGUGGAUCCGCCGGUUCUGCCUGCUGUACGGCGCGUCGCUCUUCUACACUAGCGUGAAGGAGGACAAAAAUUGCGACCUGCUGUAUAAAUACCUAACGCAUCGAAUCUACGGGCUGCCGUUCCGUACGCCCGCGCUCAUCGUCGAGAAGGAUGCUGUGCUAAUACCCGCUGGCUGGGACAACAUGAAAAAGAUCAACAUUCUGUACGAAAAUAUGCAAUCGUGCAAGCCGGAUGAUGACUACAAUGAUAUUAUAGCACAACCGCCUUCCCGAAAGACUGUUUCGAACCGCGAGAUCGAAGUGCAAACCGAGGAGGAGCAGGCGUUCCUGACGCGGCAGCUGCAGCUGCUGCAGGCAGGUCAAACGCCAACGCGGGGCGAGUCGCCGAUGCGGUCACAGAGCAGCGCCGGCAAGACGACACCGCGGACGCCGGGCUCGGGCGGGGCGCAGGGAUCGCCGAAAAAGGUCGACGGCAAGCUCAACCCGAGCACCCCCAGCGGCGAGGGCGUUCUGGCAAACUUUUUCAACUCGUUGCUCCAUAAAAAGAGCGGUUCCCCGGCCGGAGCUGGUGGUGGUGCUGGCGGCGUCGGUGGCACUAGCCCGAACCUUCCCGGCACGGGAAUUUCUCCACGGGCCACCACCAACGGCGCAACCGUUGGCACCGGUCCGGGCGAUCUGGUGUCCGCGAGUGAAAAGCUCUCCAUGCGAACGGACGCCGCCAUGGAGCUGGACCGUUUGACGCGCAGUGUCAAGAAGGAUCUGGACUUUGGUUCUGCACAAUCGGAUUGCUAGACGGGAUAGCAGCAGGCAGAAGAGUGGUGGGACACAGGUCGGUAAGCAGCCUCACGCCGCGGUGGAAUUGCAUGCUUCUGGUGUCGUGCGUGCGUGCGCGUUUGUGUGAUAAGUGCAGUUACGGAACGUGGGGGGAAGGGGUUACAAACAUCAGCAGUUGGAGUGCGAGUGUGUGCGCGCGGUGAGUGUGAGGGCAGAAGUUCAUGCAAGGCAACAGAAAUAUAACAUCAUCCCCGGAUGGAAAAAUGCAGAAAAAAAAACACAGAACGAACCAGAAAGGAAAGUAACACGGUGGGAAAAGCUUAUCGAAGAACCACUUUUAGUAGUUAGGUAGUGCGAGAAAGUAGAGAGAUUAACUCGAUAGAGAAAAUAUUAUAAAAAAAAAUAAACAAGAAGGAAAAUAUUUGAAAAAAUGCAAACUCUUUCUGCGCUCGUCGUUGUCGUCUUCGUCGCUACACACAUUGGUGCUUCUACAUGUCUUCUAUUUUUUUUAUUGGGUUUCUUCCAACAAAAAAACAAA
This is a messenger RNA of Culex pipiens pallens (northern house mosquito), 2879 nucleotides long. It is a transcript of the gene Dlic, whose product is annotated as cytoplasmic dynein 1 light intermediate chain 2. The record is from RefSeq and is a predicted model, not a curated record. Gene Ontology annotation, cellular component: centrosome; cytoplasmic dynein complex. The transcript has 8 exons. NCBI's taxonomy places the organism in Eukaryota, Metazoa, Arthropoda, Insecta, Diptera, Culicidae. Gene Ontology annotation, biological process: microtubule cytoskeleton organization; microtubule-based movement. Gene Ontology annotation, molecular function: dynein heavy chain binding. The coding region runs from base 821 to 2359 and encodes 512 amino acids.